Molecule: messenger RNA, 2478 nt
Organism: Paramisgurnus dabryanus
Lineage: Eukaryota; Metazoa; Chordata; Actinopteri; Cypriniformes; Cobitidae
Source: RefSeq, a predicted model, not a curated record
ACUAACUUGUUAUGACAUGACAGAUGUAUUUUGUCCAAAUUCAUUCAUACUAUACCUAUUCAUAUUAUAUAGUACCUACUGUAUCUAAUUCAGAACCUAGUGUCACAGUAUGCUAUUUCAGACACAGCCUAUUAAAAAAAAGAAAGGUUUAAUUUCCUGUGAGGUUAUGUUUUUAAAUGGUAAUGAAGGAAGUCAUUUUAGUUUUGCAGCAUCUUCCUUCACUGACGGAGAACAGCUUUGCUUUACUCUUGACUGCAGCUGCAAAUGGAAAUGUUUAAAAUACUCAUUUUGACAGUGGCAGUCAUUGCAGCAGUAAAAUCUCAAAAUGCGGCUGAUGAUCCCUCAACCAAACCGCUUUUAACCCAGACCCCAGAUGUCCCAGUGAUUUACACAGGAGAAAAACUAACAUUAAUUUGUAAAUCCGAGGUGCAGUCAUCAGGCUGGGAAUAUCUCUUCUUUAGAAAUUCAGAGCAGAUUAACACUGACACCAGCGCAAACAGUUUUUCUGUCACAUCAGACAGUGGAAAAUACUGGUGUCAAACCAAAAAAAAAAAUUUCACCUCUGGCCAAAGUGAUGAACGCACAGUAACUUUCAAAGACCCCCCCAGUGUUAAAGUCGAGUCAAACUGGACAGAUGCUUUCAUUGGUGAAACAGUGACUUUGAAGUGUGAGAUUCAAGAUACAUCAGAAAAAUGGAUGUAUAAGUGGUUCAAGGAUGGAAACAUUGUCUCUAGUGGUCCUGACACACAGAUAAAUGGAAACACUCCGUCAAUCUCUGUUAAACCCAACCAAAGUGGGACAUACACAUAUGUUUGUCAAGCUGAGCUGGAGGGCAGGUCAGUGAAGACUAAAGAAAGCUCAUCACAUUCGUUUAAAGUUCAUGAAAUUCCUAUCCCAAAGCUGACUGCUAAUUCAAACUGGACAGAGUUUUUCCCAAAUGAACAAAUCAUCAUGCAGUGUGAAUUUGGAAGCAGUUCUGACGGCUGGUCCUUUGAAUGGACCAAAAAUGGGGAACUAAUUAAAACAAACCCUACUUUAACCAUCAUAGCAAAGAGUUCAUCUGACUCUGGAAGAUAUGCAUGUAAAGGAAAACUUAAUGGCAGAUCGGUUAUUACCCAACAGAGUAAUGAAUUUCAACUUAACAUAAGAGAUUCCACGCCUGAACCAACCAUACGACCAGACCCAUCAUUUGAGUUUUUCUACACUGGUGAACAAGUCCAGCUUACUUGCAACAUGUCAGGUGUCGCAUGGGAAUAUUAUUGGUACAAAGACUCAAAGCAAACAAAACCUACUGCAAAUAAAAAUUAUUUUAUUAAUUCAACAUCGGUCCAUGACACUGGUGAAUAUCACUGCGAAGCAAAGAGAGGGAACUUCUCAAUCAACAGUGGGAAAAUGAAAGUGCAAGUUAAAGCUCUUUCAGCAGCUUCACUGAAUCUGGUGACUGAAUUGAGUGACAUCAUCGCUGGAAAUAUCCUGACACUGAAUUGUAAGGUUUUAGAUGAUAAAACAUGGAAUUACACCUGGUUUGAGAACCAUCAGGAGCUGAAUGAAUCUUCAAGUACAUUAAAGGUCAAAUCAACCGAAGAAACUAUUAAAAAUGAAUUUAAAUGCAGAGGGAAAAGGACAGAACGACCGCUGUACUCCUCUUUGAGUGAUCCGUUCAUGGUAGAUAACAUUUUGUUCAAAAGAAAAAUACUGCUGGCCAUUUCGGGCUGUUUUGUCUGCUGUUUUGUCAUUUUGAUCAUUGGAUGCGUCGUACUGAAAAUCACUCGUAAACCAGAAAAGAAAGAGCCAGUUCGUGAAGACUUGUUUAUCUCAGUAGCAGAUUCCAAGAACCAAACUACUUCACCCAUGACGGAUUACAUGGACAAUAAACCAUUAGAAAAAGAAUCUGAGGAAAAAGAAGAACUGCAGCUGGAUCGUAUUUCUGUCACUCAUGUUGAUGGUGUGAUAAAGGAUGAAGAUUCACCAUCAGCAGAAACAUCUGGCCUAACAUCUUUCAAAUAGCAAUCUAAAGCAAUUUGUGAAAACAAUCAACAUCAAGACAAAGCUUCCCUCUUUUCUACUAAAGCAGUUAAAGUAGCACGUGCAUUAUUAAUAAAACUGAAUCAUGUAUUAUAGCAUAGCACUUUGUCUAAGAGCAAUUGCACUUUUACACUGAAUAAAUGCUUAUGUUUGAGACUGGACCAUUUUUAUAUUAACUGCAGUUUAAUUUACGGUGGACCAAUCGUGCACAACACAAGGAAAUUUAAGAGCAAACAUAAGUUCACAACACUACGAAAUGAAGCCACACCACAACGCAAAUGCUCCCGACCACUAGGGGGCACUAUAAAAAUGAAUCACGCCGCCGCCAUAUUAGGAACGUUUAGCUCUGCUAGUGUUAUUGUUUUGGUAGCCGUCUGUCUAAUGUUUUAUAUGCAUAAAGUAUUUAAAUCUUGAUGGAGAAAGAAAAAUAUGUAACGGGAUAAAAAGUAAAGU